Prorocentrum cordatum is the source of this 325-nucleotide messenger RNA. Lineage: Eukaryota; Dinophyceae; Prorocentrales; Prorocentraceae. The record is from the annotation of a GenBank genome assembly.
AGGUGACCUUUACGUUGCCAGUACGUUUUUCUUCCAGAAGCUCACCUCAGGCGGCGUCGCCAGCGGCGAGGAGGGCUGGGAGAACGUCCAGAGAUGGACAAGAUCGCUCGAGGAUGGACUGCUGGCCAAAAGGUUUGUCAUCGUGCCGAUCAAUGAGCUGAACUUGCAUUGGUGGCUCGCGGUGAUCUGCCACCCGGGCCGCGUGCUGAGCUCGGUGCACGACAGCAUGAAGCUGGCCACCCUGGGGGAGGCGCCGCGCAUCGUGUGCCUCGACUCCGCGCAGGAGCCGCCCCCGAAGGGCACCGCCGUGCAGUUCCUGCGAGGC